AUGAUGAAAUUUGAAAUCAUCCAGGCCAGACUGGUCCUGGGCCACCCACAGCAGAGAAAGAUUGCCACGGAUAUGUACCAGAAACUGUGUUAUGUUGCUUCAGAUCCCUGCCAAAAUAUGCAGGGAAAGCCAGAAAAACUGAGUUGUGAGGACAUUCUCCCUGAUGGAUGGGCUGUCAAGGCAGGAGAGCAGCUAUUCCAAGCUCCUGAAACACCCACAGAGGCAGAAAUCCCAGAGCCAGGGGUUGGGAGGAUGGUCCUCAGGAGCACCACCAAGUGUUGGGAGCAUGUCCAGCCCAACAUCCUCAGAAGUGUGCUGCUGUUGGGCAGGUUCACUCCCUUCCAGUUUUCAGAGAGGCUUCUGAAGGAGCUCCAGUCAGGAGUUCCCUGCAGCUGGAUGUGCUCCAUGUGGGUUGGUGCUUCCAUGCUUGGCAGCUUAAGAGCAUUUAGGAAUAUGGGAGACCAUAAUGAGGUUGGACCAGCAGUGCUCCAGAGAAAAAUCCUCUUGAAAAUGUCAAGCCAGAAAAUGGAAACAAAUCCCAAGGAAGUCCUGGACUAA
This is a messenger RNA of Pseudopodoces humilis (Tibetan ground-tit), 558 nucleotides long. The record is from RefSeq and is a predicted model, not a curated record. Lineage: Eukaryota; Metazoa; Chordata; Aves; Passeriformes; Paridae.